AUGGCCCAAUCUAGAAUCUUCAGGCCAUCAGGACCUGCUGAGAUUGUGCGAUCUAACCAGAAGGAUGGGUUUUAUAUCAGUUACAUGCGUGGUAGUCUGGCCAAUAUUUUCCAAACUUUUGCUGGUGCUCGUGCCUGGAUGCAGUGGCGCAAAGAAAUAGAUGUAUCAGCUGACUUGGCCUAUUUCUUACUGACAACAGUAGCUGGGUACCAAACUCUUGGGGAGGAGUACUGUAAUAUCGUUCAAGUGGACCACACCGGAAGAGCGAUCCCUUCACGUUCCCGAAGACUUGCUCACGUACUGCUGCAAAUUGGAGUGCCUUAUGUCAUUGACCAAGCACUGAAAUUUGUGCACAACCACAUCAAUACAGUGCGUACCAUGCUGGGACUCUCAGACAAAGUCACCAACAUGAUAUUACAGUGCAUACCUGUCUUGCGUACCAGCGUGACAUAUGUUCAUCGCUUUCAUUUAGCGUUAUUUUAUUUGCAAGGACUAUUUUAUCAUGUGGCAAAAAGAGUUGUGUCUGUUCGAUACCUGUUAGUACGUGCAGGUAUAUCCCCCGAUGUCUACAGGUCCAGUUACAGCCUUCUUGGCAUGCUCACCUUAACGCAGUUAACAUUAACUUUACUAUGGCAGCUGUAUACAAACUUCGUAAAACCAGGGGUAUUAUUUCGAAGCAAAGUCAGUGAUUUGAACAUCCCAUCAUCAGAUAACUCGGAAACUGAGGAAGUGUAUUUGGAUCCAACAAAACGAUGUUCUUUGUGUCUAGAGAGCAGAAAGAGUUCCACUGCAACGCCGUGUGGACACAUGUUUUGUUGGACUUGCAUAACUGAGUGGUGCCUGGCAAAACCUGAAUGUCCACUAUGUAGGGAAACUUUCCAACUCUCAAGACUAGUAUGUCUACAACAUUUUGAAUGAC
Molecule: messenger RNA, 919 nt
Organism: Saccoglossus kowalevskii
Lineage: Eukaryota; Metazoa; Hemichordata; Enteropneusta; Harrimaniidae
Product: peroxisome assembly protein 10-B-like
Biological process (GO): protein import into peroxisome matrix
Cellular component (GO): peroxisomal membrane
Molecular function (GO): zinc ion binding
Source: RefSeq, a predicted model, not a curated record